Molecule: messenger RNA, 2620 nt
Organism: Triplophysa rosa
Lineage: Eukaryota; Metazoa; Chordata; Actinopteri; Cypriniformes; Nemacheilidae
Gene: mindy4b
Product: MINDY family member 4B
Exons: 12
Coding region: 245-1648 (467 amino acids)
Biological process (GO): protein K48-linked deubiquitination
Molecular function (GO): K48-linked deubiquitinase activity; cysteine-type deubiquitinase activity
Source: RefSeq, a predicted model, not a curated record
UUGUAAAGUGCACGCGGCGUUAAUGUAACAACAGCAGUAGACACAACGAAAGACUUUCUCAUGUACAUAUAGGCCAACGAUAAAUAGCGCUGAACGCGUGUGCGCGUCCUCUCUGUGCGCAACCCGAGCAACAACGCGCUUCUCUCAAUACAUUCUAUUGUUUUGUGUAGCUUGGGGAGCUGUAGGGUCGCUAGCCUUGUAAUCCUAUUGAAAACUCUGAUGUGAUGUUUCCUGUAACCCGCAGAUGGACGGCAGUGUUGACAACACUGAGAGCGCUUGCAGUGAACUGGAUGAAAUUCUCCAGCAGAUAUCGGAUCUGGAUAAAUGGAGAGAGAUCUUUAACUCCCGCGGGUUGGAAUUACGAGAAUGCAAUGUUAAAAGACAUACUGAGAAAACUAAAGCAGAUGAGGACAGUGAUGACACUUCAAGACCUACGACCUCAAACCACCACAUCAACCCACAAAACAGCCAGUUAACAGUGCCCUACUCUAUACCUCAAACCCUCGCAGUGUCUCCAAGUCUGGGUGGGCAACCACUGUCACCAGAGCUCGCAGUGAGUUUAAGAAAGAUCUUGUUUGGGAACACAUUCCACAUUUUCAACUAUGAGUGGAAGAAAACGUUCUUUAAGUUUCGGGAGCCUUUCUCUGAUAUGUCAUAUGCCCUGGAGACUGAGAAGGGGGGAACCCGUGCUAUUCAGAUGGUGGUUCAGGCACAUGUUAUUAAAUACUUGCUCUUCGGACGGCAAUUGAACUCAGACUGCAAAAUGCAGAGUAUGAAGGAAGUGGGGGAAAAGGAGCAGAGAAGGGCACUGGCAACCGCUCUGACUGACAUCUUGUGGACAGCUGGUGAGGAGCAGACAGCGACCGUCUCCUUGGUCACAUCAGAUCGCUGUUUCACCCCCCAUCUGGACUACAAGCUAGACAGCUUCACAGAGAGACUACAACUUUUCACCUUUAAUAAGAAAGAAGACGUUAGAGCAUUUAUAUACGACCAUAUGCAGAGUUUUAAGGAAGAAGGAAGUCAUGGAGUCAUCCUUUUUCUGUAUAGCCUCAUCUUCUCCAGAUCCAUUGACAGGAUACGGGAAGACUUUGAUUUUACCACCUCGCAUCUUUUGCAUUUGAGCUUGGGGAACUUUGUGUGUCGACAGGCUCUAUUAAACCUGCUGUUGACAGGGCGGGCCAGCCCUAAUGUCUUCAAUGGGACAUUACGCAACGAUGAGCAAGGAGAACCUCUUGCUCACCCGCUCCACGGGGUCCUGACCCGCAGUGAUGUUGGAUAUCUACUUUGGAACAGAGAAGAAGCCGAGCAUGCAAAGCUGCCCCAGGUGGGCAGCAUGUUGAAAACACCCAAGCUGCCUAUCUGGGUGUGCAACGUCAAUGGCACCUACAGCGUUCUGUUCAGUCCAAACCGCUUGCUGCUCUCUGAUUGGAGGAUGGAGCACCUCUUCCAUCUUUCCUUCUACAACGGCCAACCCACACAGAGCCAAACUGCAAUGCUCACCAUAGACACACACUCCCAUCACUGGGAAGAAGAAAAUAAUGACACUCAGGGAGACCCAGAGAAAAAGUUUCCAUCUGUGGAGAUGACCAUUAGGACCAAAUGGGAGGGAGCUGUUAUCGAUUGGAAUGGGAAUGUGCCUUUUUUCUAAAGUCUAACAAACAAAGUCUCUUUGUAAGAUUGUUAGGAAUAUAGUAAAAUCUGGUUUACACAUGUAUCAUAGUUGGCUUUUUUACUGGUGACUAUUUCACAUAUUCCAAACACUGUUUUUGUUUUUAUUUUUUGUUUGUUGGAAUCGGAUCAGGUUUACGUUGCGGUUUCUUCGACUGAUAUCAAGUCACAAGUUUUAAUCUUGCAGUCUCAAGUUAAGUAAAGAUGGAACAGUCUCAAGUUGCAGGGUUUAAUCAAAUUAAGACAAGUUUAUAAUUCAAAGCCUUACAGUCUUAAGCAUUAAUAAAUCAUUUUGUUUUUUAUAUCUCUUGUUACAUUAGAAUUUAAUUAAAUGCUGUUUAUAUGAUAUAGCAUAAAUCGAUUUUCUAAAAUUAAGUACUGUAGUAAAGUAUGGAAGAUUUUAUUGUUCCUAAAUGUGUUUUAGUUUCUAUUUUAAGCCACAAUCAAACUAAGGGUACGUAAAAAAACUGGAGCAUCUGCAUUUUUCACCAGGUGUGGGCAAUUCCAGCGUUAUGGAUGUGAAAUGUCAAUUCUCAGAUAAUGUAUUUAUUACCAAUAUAUUGAAUCAUCUGUUUAUAUUUGACUAAACCCCUGAUGAUACAAGUUUUCUUUUUUAAAAGAGGGAAAAAUUCAUGCGUUAUGGAUGUGACAAAAAAGGCCACACUUUUUUUGAGAGGCAACAUACUAUGUAGUACCCAACAAAUAGAGGGGAAGGGAUGGCCAUGAAAUAGUUAUUGUAUAUUCAUUUCCACGUGCACAUUUAUGAGGAAUAUGGACCAUUAUGGAUGUGACAAUUCACUUACCUGGCUAUAUGGAGUACGUAUGGAAAACUAUCCUUCAAAAACUCAAAUGCUUUAAACACUUUAAGAGAGACUUUAGAUGGUUAUUUAAACCACCAAAUAUUGACAUCUGAUUUAUUAGUUUGGUGAAAACCUUUCGUAAAAACUUUCAU